Molecule: messenger RNA, 4629 nt
Organism: Myzus persicae (green peach aphid)
Lineage: Eukaryota; Metazoa; Arthropoda; Insecta; Hemiptera; Aphididae
Gene: kek3
Exons: 4
Coding region: 756-3422 (888 amino acids)
Molecular function (GO): protein binding
Source: RefSeq, a predicted model, not a curated record
UCUCUAAGUUCAAAUUAAAAAAAUACGUUUUGUCAACACCAUUAACUGAAUAUAAUAAUAGAAAUAACGGAAUACGAAGAAUCAUAACGAAUAUUCCACUUAACGUUGACUCGUUUUAAAUCGUAAUAAAUACAAUUAAGAUUAACUAUAUGCACGAAAAUACUUAUCGCAUAUUCUACACACAGGUAUAAGGCAUAUUUUCGUAUGAUGAGCCUAAAUUGGGCCGCCUAUUGAUCAGAAGUCUUCAAUAAAUGAGUCAAUAUGUAUCAAAAUAUACAAAUAGGUAUUAGGUGUUAUGUUACGAGUUCUGUAUGCAUAUGAAGGAAGUCUGCCUAAUUGUUUUCGUUGGACAUCAUGACAAUAAUAAAUUAUGACAAAUCACUAAAUUUCAAACACCAGGAUCAAACACGACCAAUUUCAAUAACAACAGUAUUCGAUAUUGUCUCGAAUGAUUCCAGAAUAAUAUUGAUGGGGAUAUCGACGAUAUCGUUGGUCAUCACUAAUUACAAAAAAAUAAUUAUAUUACAUUAUAUUAAAAAAAAAAUAUUAGGUUACAAUAAUUAUUAUAGACGAUACAUUAACACUUAGGGCUUGGUAUUUGUGUCACAGGUACCAUUGCAGAUUGCGGACUGCAUUAUGACCGGCGCGACGACUCCGGUCGUAAGCGACGACGAGAGGAGGAGGAGGUGCAGCGCGUCGCGGCGGCGCCCGUCGACCGCGUGCCGUCGUCACCGGCGCCGACGUCGGCGGCGGCGAUGGCCGGCGGCGGACUGAUCGUGGUGUUGCUGAUGCUGUCGGCGUGCGUGGUCUGCGGUGCGCGGGCAGACUGUCCGGCGGCGUGCGAGUGCAAGUGGCGCAGCGGCAAAGAGUCGGCCAUUUGCGCGUCGGCAAACAUGACGGCCGUGCCCCGGCACCUGGACUACGGUACACAGCUGCUCGACCUUACCAACAACCCGCUGUACAGGCUGGGUAAGGACGCGUUUGCAGAUGCUGACCUGCUCAACCUGCAGAAAUUGUACCUGUCCCGGUGCCGGAUCAAGGCGCUAGACCGGUACGCGUUCCGCAAGCUCAACAACCUCGUCGAGCUAGACCUGAGCUACAACAGCAUUCCGGUGGUUCCGUCAGCCGUACUCGAGUCGGUGCCCGAGCUCCGGGAGCUCCGGCUCAACGGCAACCCGAUCAUGAAGGUGCCAAACGGAGCGUUCGCUCACGUCCCGCGGCUGGUCCGGCUGGACGUGUCGGAGUGCCGAGUGGCACUGCUCGAGUCCACCGCGUUCGCCGGCCUCGAGAACUCGCUCGAGUGGCUCCGGCUUGACAAUAAUCAGCUGCGUGACGUCAAGCCAUCCACGGUUGUGUCACUUGCCCGUCUGCAUGGUGUGCAGCUCAACGACAACCCGUGGAACUGUUCGUGCAAGCUGCGACCGCUCAGAGAGUGGAUGGCCAGACGGAAUGUACCGUACGGCGCGCCACCUGUCUGCAAGACACCCGUCCGUCUGGCCCGGACGCCGUGGGACAAACUCGAGCUGGAUGACUUCGCGUGUGAACCACACUCGGUGCCCGUGUCCGCCAUGGUGGUCGUCACCGAGGGUGACAACGCCACCGUGUCGUGCCGCAUGUACGGUGUGCCCAUACCGUCGUCCAGGUGGACGCGCAACGACCGGCCGCUGAGCCAGACCGGCCGCAGCGUGCCAGUCACGGAGGGCCGGUACACGAACCUCACCAUCGUGUCGGCGGUCGCCCAGGACGGUGGAAGUUAUGCUUGCGAGCUGGAGAACCGGUCUGGUAGCUCCCGGUCCAACGUCACUGUGGUUGUGGUCAAACGGUCUCCGCAGCUAGUACUGGGCGCCGACCGGUAUGCACUGCCGGGGCUCAUUGUCGGUGUUAUACUGGUCCUGUCUUUUUGCCUUAUAUUCCUGUGCGGGCUGGCCAUCCGGUCCAAAGGCAGCCCGACCGGUUCCCACGGCGUCCCAGUUUCCGGCCCUCUCGACUCCGCCGCGGCCAAUAUUGAGGCAGAUCCGUUCGACCGGUACGAGAAGAUCGAAAUGGAUCGGGACGACAACAAGGUGCAGCAUCGCCUUCACCAACUUCCGGCUUCGUCGUCCGAUGUGAACAACCGACCGGAUCCGCCUGGUUACGCAGAGUCAGCGGCCACUUCUGGUGGGCUUUUGCACCAUCGUCACGACGAGCACGAAGACUACGACGGGCUGCCGCCAAUCGACGAGCCACCCUCUUCGACAGCACCGUCCAUCACGGAUCGGCCGACCGCUCGUCCGAGCCAUCCGACCACCAACACAAUCCCGCACAGACCUCGGAUUUUGCCGGAUGAUCCAUCGGAUGGAAAAAAGAAAACUUAUUUAGAGUGUAACUUGGGUGAAGUAACCUUACAUCAUCAUGUGUUACAUAAAGAAUCUCUUCCGGCCGGUCACCUUUACACUACUGCAGCAGGUCGUCAGGAAUUGUUUAAUACAAAAAAUGUGCCUGACCUAUUGGACACAUUACUUCCAACCAAAGGUCGUCGAAUCUCGCAAACACUUCCUAGGUCGGGAAUUAAUUCAAAUGGCAGAAGGAGUACUGUUUACACGCCAAGACAAUCGGAGAGUCAAUCUCCUUUGCUACUAGGAAGUCGUAGCAGUGGUGGUAGCAAUACCAGUCGAAGCCAACUGUCCUUUGAUUCGUCCAUAUCGUCCGAUCAUCCAAGGCAACUGACGACCGGUCAGAAGUCGAGCAGUUACCUGAACCUGUCCACAGCCAGCUGUGGUGGCGGCGGCGAUUACGGCGGUGAGUCUUCAGGCGGAUACCAUCACCAACACCACCCGUCGUACUAUUGGACGCCGCCCAGCUUGCCGUCAUCGCCUGCCCGGGAGCGACGGCUGCCCGCCAUACCGGUGGGUCGUGGUGCCGGACUACCCACCGUGGCCGCCGAGACCCCCAUACUUGAUCCGCUGUCGUCCAGGCGGCGGACUUACGGCGGGCCGGGUGGGGGAAGUCACCAUCAACACAACCACAACAGUGGAGUCAGUGGUAACCAGAUGCACAACCAGUUGACCGGUAGCAACCAUUCGCUGCUGUCCGACGGCGCGUCCGUCACGUACGACUACCACACUGCGCAACUGGACAUGUUCCUGGAUGAGUACAAGACACUCAGAAAGGAGCUGACCAAGAUGCAGCGGACGUGUGACACGCUUCGGCUGUCCAACGCCUCCCUGGCCUCUUCGGUGGCUGCCCCAGACGCGAUCGACCACAGGGCCAAACCGGAACCAUUGGCCGCUCCUGCCACGUCGUCAUCGUCGUCGUCGAGGACCACGCCCAAGUCGAUACUUAAGAACAAGAACCAGGCCACUUACGUCUACCGCCCGGGUGGCGAGAGGCGCAACAGUUACCACCAACUAGAACCGGCACCCGAUGACAUUUACUUGAGUUAACCUCGUCGUCCUGCUCACCGAGGAAACCCGAAGCCCGGCGUCCCGUUAUAGAAUUAUUAUUAUUAUUAUUGUUAUUUUCUUAUUGUAUUAAUUUAUCGUACAUAAUACAUCACAUUAUGCUCGCAUUGAACCCAUAGAAUUAUAUAUUUGUGUGUGUGUGUGCGUGUGUGAGAAUCUCUAUCUCUCUACUCAAAUGGAGCAACUAGUUAUAACCAGACAUUAUACAUUGUGAAAUAUUUCAUAUACACUUCAUCUAGAUUUACCCCCCCCCCCCAACCUGUGAAGAAAAUAUGUUAAUAUUCGUAACCCCCUCCUCUAUUUCAAAAAAAAAUUUAAUUAAAUAAAUAAAUAAAAAAAUAAAGAGUUCCUGGUUGAACUUCUCUGUAACACUCUCUGGUAAUUGUAUUUACAAUUAUUACCAUUCUCCGAUGCUGGUUUGUUAUUGAAGAAACGAAAAUGGCUUUAACACAAACUCACCGAGCGCUUCGUGCCACGAUAAAAUAAAAUAAAAGUGAGGUCACCCAUUAAUAAUAAAACCAUUUUUAAAACACCAUCGAUGAUCUAAUUUUCCCAGACCAUCAUGAAAGGUCGUUUUUAUUAAAGGUUUCGUUUUAUAAAGAAAAUAUAAAAUAUAAAUUAUAUUGUUAAGCAAACUCACUACCUAUGACGUUUGUAGAAUGAAACCAUAAUAACAUGCAAUAACAUCCAUGGUUCGGUAUGGAUGACAUUGUUUCUCUUAUCUUAAUGUUUGAUACAAAUUAUAAUGGGUUAAUUUGAUUAAACUAUAUAAAAAAAGAAAACAUUUCAAAUGACAAAAGUGAUCAUAAUAACAUAUAAUGCCAUGUGUAAUGUGUAUAAUAAUAUUAUGUUAUUAUUUUACAUCAAAAUUAUUCAAUGGUAAAUAUUUGUUCAUUCUCGUUGCUUGAUUAAGUUUAUCAAUUAAAGUUAUUUCCAUUUCAUGGUGGGGCUAAUAGUUUAAACUAAAUUUUACUAAUAUUUCAACGAUUCACGUUACUAAAAACUAUAAAAAAUCAAGCCACAUAAAACAUGUUUUAAAAAAAUAUUGAAACUAAUAAAAAAAGUUUAAAUCCCAUCAUCAUACUUAGUUUUCAUGUAUGAUUUUAUAAAAUUAUUACAUAUACCUAUCAAACAUUUAAAACGACAAUAGUUUAAUAUUCAUUUUUCAACAAUUACAAUAAUCUUCUUU